This is a messenger RNA of Penicillium atrosanguineum, 1560 nucleotides long. RefSeq lists its product as uncharacterized. Gene Ontology annotation, biological process: transmembrane transport. Gene Ontology annotation, molecular function: transmembrane transporter activity. The transcript has 4 exons. The coding region runs from base 1 to 1560 and encodes 519 amino acids. Lineage: Eukaryota; Fungi; Ascomycota; Eurotiomycetes; Eurotiales; Aspergillaceae. The record is from RefSeq and is a predicted model, not a curated record. Gene Ontology annotation, cellular component: membrane.
AUGGUUUCUGAAAGUAUUGGCAAAAGCGAUAUCGAAAUCGUUGACCAAUCUUCUCAUAUCGAGAGUCUUCCCAAACCAUCUCAUGUAACUGAGAUUGGAACAUUUCGUGUUGUCGGAUUGACUCCCGACGAUGCAGACUUCUAUACUAAUUUCCCCAAGGAGAAGCGAAAACGUGUCUUUCGCAAGGUUGAUGUUCGUUUGGUCCCCAUGCUGGCAGUGCUAUACUUGAUCAGUCACAUUGAUCGUGCCAAUAUCGGCAAUGCAAAAAUCGAAGGCAUGGUCCAAGACCUCAAUAUGACGGGUAUACAAUACAACACUGUUCUAUCCAUCUUCUUCAUUCCCUACGUGCUGCUUGAAGUUCCCAGCAAUAUCCUUUUGAAGAAAUUCAAACGUCCAUCGGUAUACCUUGGCAUUCUCGUGUUUAGCUGGGGCAUCGUGAUGACCUGCACCGGUCUAGUGCAAAACUUCGGUGGUCUUAUGACUACAAGGGUACUGCUUGGUAUUUUUGAAGCUGGAUUUUUCCCUGGUGCUAUUUAUCUUUGCUCCUAUUGGUACAUGCCCAGAGAGCUGGCUCUUCGGAUCUCAUACUUCUACUGUGCCAGUGCGCUCUCCGGCGCAUUUUCUGGUCUUCUUGCGGCUGGUAUCGCUAAGAUGGACGGGAUCGGUGGUCUUGAGGGAUGGCGAUGGAUUUUCAUUCUCGAAGGAAUUGCCAGUGUGAUACUAGGCGUCGCAUGUUUCUUCUUGCUCAUUGAUACGCCCGCUUUAUCGGCACACUGGCUAUCUCCAGAAGAAAUUCGCUAUCUGGAACUCUCGAUGUUCAUCAAACAAGGCGGAAUUAGUACGGAGGAGACGGGCUUCAAGUGGAGAGAUCUCAGAAUAGUCCUCUCAAAUUGGCGGAUCUACAUCCAGGCUUACUUUUUGUUCUGCCAGUCAGCGUUGUCUUAUGGUACCAAGUUCACUCUACCAACAAUCACCAAAGCCAUGGGCUUCAGCGAUACUAACGCCCAGCUUACCUCCGCUCCUCCAUACGUUGCUGCCGCGAUAUCAGCUAUUUUUUUCGCGAAACUCUCGGAUCACUUCUACUGGCGAAUGCCAUUUGUGGCCAUUCCUAUGAUUAUUGUCACUGUCGCCUAUGCUAUCAUUUUCUCACUGAAUGGAGACCUCGAAGCCAAACGAGGCGUAGCCUAUUUCGCUGUUGUAUUUGCAGUAGUAGGUAUAUACCCAAUCCAGGCAGCUGCGGCUUCCUGGAAUGCUAACAACAUUGCACCUUCUUCGCGAAGAGCGAUUGCCAUCGCCCUGAUGAACUGCGUGGGCAACAUAGGUGGUAUUCUAGGAAGCUUCAUGUAUCUUGCGAGUGAGGAACCAAGAUACCCCACAGGCUUUGGUCUUAGUAUGGCACUCGGAGCAUUUGGGUUGUUUGUUGCCUUCUUUCUUGAAUGGACUUACAAGGCUGGAAAUGCUAGGAAGGCCCGAAUUGCGGACGAAGCAAGAGUGAACUAUACUGAGGACCAGCUGUUUGACUUGGGAGAUAAGUCUCCGCUUUUCAAAUAUGUCUUGUAA